This is a messenger RNA of Gadus macrocephalus (Pacific cod), 4632 nucleotides long. RefSeq names its product leucine zipper putative tumor suppressor 2 homolog. Gene Ontology annotation, biological process: negative regulation of canonical Wnt signaling pathway; cell division. The transcript is spliced from 7 exons. NCBI's taxonomy places the organism in Eukaryota, Metazoa, Chordata, Actinopteri, Gadiformes, Gadidae. The record is from RefSeq and is a predicted model, not a curated record. Bases 443 to 2683 code for a protein of 746 amino acids.
AUUCCUUAAACCAGUUUCAAACGGUGCACUGGGUGUUUGCCCCCAGAUGAGGGCAGUGUGUUUUCCCACAUCUUGUCUUCUGGGAAUUCCAGUUGCACCAGCUAGGGGUGGGGGGAAACCACCACAGGCCAUGUCAACACGGUUCCCCUUUCCAUUCAGUCAACAGUCUGGUGAUCCACAACCUUUUUAAACGGCAGAGCCCGAAACAGAUCUUACAUUUCUUUGCUGAGUCACUGCAUGAAGGUCAACCGUCAACCUUUUCUAUCCUCACGUUCUCCUCAGCCUGGGAGUCCCGUGCGUAAGAGACAGAGGGCUCCACUCGUCGAUGUGACUUCCUGGGAUGCUCAGGCGCACCCGCUCCCCCUGCUUCUCUUCCGGCCUCCACCAGAGGAAGACAGGGCACCAUUGAAAGAGCGCGCCGUCGCCCCGCGGACCAGCUGCCAUGGCCUUGGUUCAGCCGCUGCCCGUCUCCACUGACCACCUCAAGCCGGGCCCCGGCGGGUCGUCCCGCAGCCGCCGUUCCUCCGGCCGCGCGUCCCCGGUGGGCCCCGGUGGGCCCCCACCCCCGUCGCUAGAGGCGAUGGGCUCCGUCGGCAGCCUCAUCGCGCCCCGCCCCGCGCCCUACCACGACCGCCAGCGCCGCGCGGCCGUCGGCGGAGGCCCCGCGGGGGAGCCGGGCGCCAGGCACGCGCGGCGGGCCACGCCGGGGGCGGGGGCCGCCGGCCUGGGGCCCGACUCGCCGCAGGACGCGCUGCUCCUCCUGCGGCGCUCGCCGCCCCCGCCCGUCAAGCGGCAGAGCUCGGCCAACGCCGGACGCACGGACGACGACGCCGCCGCCGCCUACGCCUACCUGAACGAGGAGUACGUGGAGGACUGGACCGUCAGCCAGGUCACGCCCCCCAGCCUCAGCGGCCUCCCCCCCGACGAGGUCAACGGCGGGGGGGGGUGGAGCGGGAUCAUGGGGGGCCCCCCGCCCAAGCUGGUGCCGAUCUCGGGGAAACUGGAGAUGAACAUGGACAACGCAGUGCUGCGGCCCACCGCCUUCAAACCCGUGGUGCCCAAGAGCCGCAGCUCCAUGCAGUACCUGUCCCCCCGCCACGGCCCCAGCAGCCAAUCGGGGAGCCAGAACAACCUCAACCUGCUCAGCCCCUCCCACACCGCGGGGGAGGCCGCGCCCUCCUGCUCGGACAAGCGCAGCAGCUACGGCAGCCGGGGCCAGGCCACCAGCCAGUCCUGCUCCAUGUCCGACUCCGGGCGCACCUCCCUGUCCAGCCUGCCCCCUUACCCGGGGCCCGGCUACAGCCAGGCCUCCUCCGAGGCUCCCGGGGGCCACCUGGAGCCCGUGAAGGCGGGGGGGCCCGGGGCGGUGAACGGACACGGACACGGGCACGGGCACGGGCACGGGCACUCCAACUCGGACAGCGGCCGCUCGUCCUCCAGCAAGAGCACGGGCUCGGGGUCGCUGGGCGGCCAGGGCCAGCCCCCGUCGGACAACGGCUCGGCGGGCCGCUCCCCGGGGCCCCUGGAGGGCUACGAGGGCGUGGUCCGGGACCUGGAGGACAAGCUGCGGGAGCGGGAGCUGGAGCUGCAGCAGCUCCGGGACAACCUGGACGAGAACGAGGCGGCCAUCUGCCAGGUCUACGAGGAGAAGCAGAAGCGCUGUGAGCUGGAGCUGGAGGAGCUGAGGCAGGGCUGCGCCACCCGCAUGCAGACCGCCUCGCAGAAGUCGCAGCGGGCGCAGCAGGUGCUGCAGUUACAGGUGUACCAGCUUCAGCAGGAGAAGAAGAAGCUGCAGGAGGACUUCUCCCAGCUCCUGCAGGAGCGGGAGCAGCUUGAGGAGCGCUGCUCCUCCUACGAACACGAGAAGAUCCAGAUCGGGCCGCGCCUGGAGGAGACCAAGUGGGAGAUGUGCCAGAAGUCAGGGGAGAUCUCCCUGCUGAAGCAGCAGCUGAAGGACGUGCAGGGGGAGCUGGCUCAGCGUGUGGGCGAGAUCGUGUCGCUGCGCGGGCAGCUACGCGACGCGCGCGGCGAGCUCACCAACAGCCAGGCACUGCUGCAGGAGGCCCACGCCGACGGCCGCACGCGCACCCUGGAGCUGGAGGUGUGCGAGAAUGAGCUGCAGCGGCGCAAGAGCGAGGUGGAGCUGCUCCGCGACAAGGCGGUGCGGCUGGAGGAGGAGCUGGCCCGACUGAGGGACGCACUGGCCGGCCAGGGCCAGAACCAGGGCCAGGGCCAGGGCCAGAAACACCACAACCAGAACCAGAACCACAACCAGAACCAGGGGGCGCGGCGCUGCCAGGUGUUCCAGGAGGCGGAGGAGCACCUGCUGGCGUACGAGAGCGACGAGGGCCAGGCCCAGCGGCAGGCCGGGGGCGGGGAGGCCCUGCAGGGCAUGAGGCUGCAGAUGGACAGGAUGCGGGCGGAGCUGACGAGGGAGAGGCAGCGGGCCGAGGAGCAGGUGGGGGGCUUCCAGGAGGAGCGGCGCGUCUGGCAGGAGGAGAAGGACAAGGUGAUCCACUACCAGAAGCAGCUGCAGCACAACUACGUGGAGAUGUACCGGCGCAACCAGGAGCUGGAGCGCGCGCUGAGGGAGCUCAGCCAGGAGCUGGACAGCCGCGAGGAGGAGGACGAGGGCAGCGGCAACGAGAUCCACUUCGACGAGGUCGCCGCCACUGAGAUAUGACUCCCGCCCCCCUGGCCCGCGACAUCCUCCACCUCCUCUGGAUUUGCACUUUUGUUUGUCGAAAUAUAUCUAUAUAUAUAUGUGUGUGCAUAUAUAUAUCUCUGUUCUCCUGCUUUGGAGUCGAUGGUAGACACGAGGGCGACGUAAGCAGAUCUGCCGUUUACAGUUGGAUCGUUUGUUGUCCUGUAUUCUAAUUAUCCGUGAGAAAAAGCCAAAUCCUUAACAUCGUUUUCUGUCUUUCUGGCAUCAUGGCAUCAUAGUUGUUGUUUUCUAAAUCGAGUGUUCGUCGAGAGUAGUCCAAACCUGCCACAGAUUGAUGGAGACUCCCCGGGCAACGUCACCCACAGCGCUUUAAAUACCGGCCUUGUGAUUCGGUCAAGCUGUGUGCUGGAGCCUUGAGGCGCUUGGGAACCCGUUUCCCGAGCGCACACGGUUCCAACGAUCAUUAUCCAUCUGCGCUGCCACUGACUCACUCCAUCCAGGCAGCCCACGUAGUUUAAUAAGUGACACACACAAACACUUCAUAAGUGGAGGCCUUGAGGAGGUCUGGACGGGGGUGAGCUGUGUAGGUUUUGACGUCAAAGCGCUUUUGUUGGGGUCUGAUACUUUCAGAGAAGUUUUGCCGCAGUUUGUCGAUUUGAAAAACAUUUUGGUUGCAAAUGGAUAUGGUUUGGAUAGAUAAGGGUAUAUACAAAAAAUAAACAAAGGUGGAUAUAGUUACGUUAUUGUAUUGGGGAAAAACGCAGACGAUCUGGCACAAUUCUGUUGCUGGCAUCAGGACAGAUACUUUAUGUUGUGGAGACAGCAGUGGAGAAGAAGGUGUAAUAUCAGGCCAGGUACGCUAAGGAACUUAACUUCCCAAUCUAGAUGUCCUUGAGGAAUCUUUUUCAGUUGUUUUGAUAGAUUGGUGGUCCGGUUAUUGCGUGGCCCAGUCCAAGCGGUUGUGGGGCAGGUUUGUGCGGACUGCGUUUGGAACAGCGUGGGUGAAGACAAUCUGAGGAAUUCUUGUGUGAGUGUUUGGAGUCAAUUGGCCUUCAGCAAUAAAUAAAUCAUUCUCGGAUUACAUGGACGCUCCACACAUGGGAUUUGUGUAAUCUUCUCCCCUCUUGCAUUCCAUGGUUUUCUGUUGCUAGCUUUACAGAAAAUGUACACAAUUGCUAUGGGCUCAACAGGACAGUGUUGAGUUUUUCUAGUUCUAUUUUUUUUUUUCACUAAUCGUGCAGCAUGAAGUUCUGUGUUUGGGUUUCUGCAUUGAGUUCUAUAUUUUAUGUUACUCCAUUUUGAAAAAGCUUUUGGUAAAUCUGUUGAGGUUUGGUACCCAGUACUGAAGAGUACUGGGAGUACUUGUCAUUCUACACAUAAGCUAAUCUUACACAACAUCUUGGCUGUCUUUCUGUUUUUAACCAGGCAUGGCUGACCAUUAGGUAAGACUGAUACUGGUUUCCCAUCAAGCCUUGUAAUAUCGGAAUCCACCCUGUGUGUUAUAACUUCCUGUUAAACCACAAACAUACUGAUGUGUAGGACAUUACUGGAACACACACACACACACACACACACACACACACACACACACACACACACACACACACACACACACACACACACACACACACACACACACGUUCCUGUAUCGCUGGUAACCGAAGUGUAAUGUUCAUAGAUCACUGUAGAUAUCCCUAUCACAACAAAGUCCUUGAUGGUGAUGUAACCCAGUUGUCAUAUAGAGAUGUUGUACAUCUCAAUGCAUAGCCACUGUGAUUAGACCAAAGCAAUGUUCCGUGCCCUGUUGUUCGCUCCGCCAGUAAGUAACACAUGUGACCGCUUCUGUGCUGGUUCCUUAGACUUUUAUAAUCCACAGUAUUUGUAUGAAGACAUUAAAUGUAUAUUUUCAUGCUGUACAUUUCUGGAAAACCAAGUUACUAUGUUUUGAAUAAAAUUAAUUAAUGAAA